UUUUCCGGCGACCGCAGUGUAGUCGUCGAGCGUCCGCUAUUUGUGCGCUGUCGAGAGCAACUGAUAUGAAAGUACGCACUCCGCGUGCCUCUCUUAAACGAGAUAAAGCGAAGCCUCUAAGAUUACUUCUGCGCGCAGCGAUAAGCGGCAUAUACUUGUAUACGCUGGCGUCGUCUUACGGAGCAUCCUUCGUGCAAUGGCCCCCGUCUUGGAAAGCUGUCGUGAGCUGCUUCUGGAGUUGGGCAUAUUCUUGUGGUGCAAUGCGGUUAGGCUUGUGUUCGCGCUGUGUUUCUGCUGGAAGAAGCCUCAACCACUGCCAGCUGUUACGGACAAGCUUCUGCUGCGUUCUGCCACAUCUCUUGCCGACGACAUCAGAAAUGGCAAGGUCAAAAGCGUGGACCUUGUCUCGGCCUACAUCAGACGCAUUCGGGAAGUGCAGCCCAUUAUAAACGCUGUCGUCGAGGAGAGGUUUGAAGAGGCUCUCAAAGAUGCCGAGGAGGUCGACAGACUGGUGACAUCGGGAACAAUGAGCGCAAGUCAAAUGAGCAAGGAAAAGCCACUGCUGGGGCUGCCAUUCACUUCCAAGAACAGCAUUGCAAUCAAAGGUAUGCGACAGGAUGCGGGCUCCUUAUUCUGGCAUGGACGGCGUGCUGAGGAAGAUGCCCCGAGUGUGGCGCUGCUCAGGGCAGCCGGAGCCAUCCCACUGGCGCUGACCAACGUGCCCGAGAUGUGCAUGUGGGGCGAUUCGCAGAACUUGGUGGACGGCUGCACGCGUAACCCCCACGACACUCGUCGUAACCCUGGUGGAAGCAGUGGCGGAGAGGGAAGCCUUCUGGCAGCGAGUGGAUCCCUGAUUGGUCUAGGCACCGACAUUGGCGGAAGCAUCCGAAUACCAGCAGCCUUCUGCGGAAUCUUCGGCCACAAGCCAACAGCUGGAGUGGUGCCCAACACUGGCCUGCUGCCAGAUGUCGGAGAAAACCUGGAGCAGUUCAACUGCGUGGGACCCAUGACCAGGUUUGCGGAAGACCUGCCGCUGGUGUUCAACGUACUGGCGGGAAGUACGACCAUGAGGCUGAGACUAAAUGAAAAGGUAAAUCUGAACAUGUUGAAGCUUUAUUACAUGGACACGGAGGGAAGCCUUUACAUCAGCCGGACGACAAAUGAUGCCCGCCGAGCUGUUAGGCAGGUCGUACGGUACCUGAACGAGACGCACGGACUUCAAGGGCAUCCGCUGCAGCUGCCCGAGUUGCGAUUCGGCACGUUCGAGUGGUUCAAGGUUGCUGGCGUCAAGGAACCCAAGCCGUUGUCCGAGGUCUUUAGGCCUGGUGGUUUCAACACUGUAGUUGAACUCCUCCGCCACCUGGUGGGAGCUGGCCGCCACACACUCGCAGCGUUGGUCGCAUGCAUCAUGAAGCAACUUUGCCGCUUCCGUUCGAAGCCGAAGGGCGAAGCGUACGCCACUUCCUUGGAAAAUGUCCGCGACCGGUUCGAGGAGACACUGGGAGACAAUGGAGUACUAGUCCUGCCCGCGGCCACGAGCGCGGCCCUGUUUCAGAAUCAAGACUUGAUGUUCUUCGAUUCGGCGGGCAUGACGUCCCUCUUUAGCUUGUUCAAGGUGCCAUCCACAGUGUGCCCCGUAUUGAGGUCAGCGGAUAACCUGCCCCUGUGCGUCCAGGUUGUUGCCAAGAGGGGAAACGACAGGCUAUGCCUUGCCGUAGCCAGGGAAAUCGAAAAGCGCUUUGGUGGGUGGAUUGAUCCAUCGGCGAAAGUUCAAGGAAGAGCUUGACUACAGGGUAAAGACAAAUUUAAAAUAGCUGGCCACUGUUUUUCGUGUAUCUUACGUUCAUCAGAAUCGUAAGAAAAGUGUUUCCGCGCGUGUGUGGUAUCUGUGUAAGAGAUCACUCAGCAGCAACCGCUUGCAUUCUUAGUUUUAAAACACUCUAUAUACAAGGCUAUAUAUGUUUUCUGCUGGUAUUCAGCUUGCAUUCUGAGUUUUAAAACACUCUUUACAAAACUGUAUAUAUAUUCUGGUAUUUAGAAUUGCCUUUAAAAGAGACCCUUGCCGUUUUCUGUAAAAAGGUGGUGCGUUGGCGUGUCCUAAACACUUGUUUAAAAUUUUUAUAAAGACAUUGCAAGCGUGCUAAGUUGCUUCUUAUGGCUUCUAGCGCGAGAUGUCGUAAUAAAAUAAGCUGAUCUUCUUCACGCGUCCCCGCAAGCUUUCAUCUUGUCAUAAGAGGACCUUGCAGCGUUAAGUCCAAUUAAAUCAAUCAGUUUCAGACAUUUUCAUUGUUUGUGAUGCAAAUAAUGGCAUGUUAUAUUUAUACAGGCGGGACUCCAGAACCCUUUCAAAGGUUGCGGAACGGGUCAGUUGCUGAGCAGAUGUGGUUACAAUUUAAUUACAAAGCAAAGA
Rhipicephalus sanguineus (brown dog tick) is the source of this 2410-nucleotide messenger RNA. RefSeq names its product fatty-acid amide hydrolase 2. Lineage: Eukaryota; Metazoa; Arthropoda; Arachnida; Ixodida; Ixodidae. The record is from RefSeq and is a predicted model, not a curated record. Bases 197 to 1786 code for a protein of 529 amino acids. The transcript has 7 exons.